AUGGCUGUACUUCCUAUGAGCUCUUCAAGCUUGGAGUUGACCAUUUCCGUACCAGGAUUCUCUUCUUCUCCAUCCCUUCCAUCCUCGGUAGUGAGAGACUUGGACAUAAACCAAGUACCAUCAAUAGAAGCAGAUCAUGAUCAUGAUCAUCAAGAAGAAUGGAUGAUGAUCACAGCAAAUAUGGAUGACGAAGAUGAAAUGAGUACUACUAAUAUUGGUUCUGGUCCUCCUCGAAAGAAACUCCGCCUCACAAAAGAGCAGUCUCGUCUUCUUGAAGAAAGCUUCAGACAACACCAUACCUUAAACCCUAAACAGAAAGAGGCUUUGGCGUUGCAAUUGAAGCUGAAGCCACGCCAAGUUGAGGUCUGGUUCCAGAACCGUAGGGCCAGGAGCAAGCUGAAGCAAACAGAAAUGGAGUGCGAGUACUUAAAGAGAUGGUUUGGAUCACUGACUGAACAGAACAGGAGACUUCAAAGAGAAGUGGAGGAGCUGAGGGCCAUGAAAGUGGGGCCCCCUACCGUGAUCUCCCCACACAGCUACGAGCCCCUCCCGGCCUCCACUCUCACCAUGUGUCCACGCUGCGAGCGCGUCACCACCACCACCACCACAACCACAUCCGCCGCCACCAACAGCCACCACGACAAGGUGGGCCCCACCAAAGCCGUUGCUGCCUCCACUGCCGCGGCAUUGUCGCCUAAAGUGGCGACGCCCGCCCUGUGAUC
Molecule: messenger RNA, 722 nt
Organism: Morus notabilis
Lineage: Eukaryota; Viridiplantae; Streptophyta; Magnoliopsida; Rosales; Moraceae
Product: homeobox-leucine zipper protein HOX3
Exons: 4
Coding region: 1-720 (239 amino acids)
Biological process (GO): regulation of DNA-templated transcription
Molecular function (GO): sequence-specific DNA binding; DNA-binding transcription factor activity, RNA polymerase II-specific
Source: RefSeq, a predicted model, not a curated record